This is a messenger RNA of Chiloscyllium plagiosum (whitespotted bambooshark), 1790 nucleotides long. RefSeq names its product ICOS ligand-like. Gene Ontology annotation, biological process: negative regulation of T cell proliferation; immune response; T cell costimulation. Gene Ontology annotation, cellular component: external side of plasma membrane. The record is from RefSeq and is a predicted model, not a curated record. NCBI's taxonomy places the organism in Eukaryota, Metazoa, Chordata, Chondrichthyes, Orectolobiformes, Hemiscylliidae.
UUUCAGACUCAUUUGGAGACGCAGGUGUUCGGGUGAACACAGUUAAGAACCACACAAGUCUAGGUUAUAGUCUAACAGGUUUAUUUGGAAGCACUUGCUUUCGGAGCGCUGAAACUGGUUUCAGGCUGAGGAGUUGUUGUUGCUGUGAGGAGCGGACUCUGCACCUCACAUGUAUACAUUCGUUGCUCGUCGUCUGUUCGGUUGCAGUUCAAGCGGCCUCAAGAUGUUUCGUGUCCGUGCUGUCCGUCGGCGCUAAUCGUGUUCCUAAUCCCAGGAAGAAUGGACGGAAAGCAGAUGCAGAGAUCCAUCCAAUGGGGAGUACUGCUCGCACUGCUCAAUGUUAUUUCUGCUGUUUCAGGUGACUCACCUGUCUCAGUUAUUGGGAUCGUGGGAGAGCAGAUUUUGCUGCCCUGUAUCUACAAAGGACAUGUCCCAGUCUCCAAUUUACUGGUAGUGUGGGGCAUAUCAAAGCGUGACAUUUUAUGGAAGUUCAUUGAUGGGAGUGAUGAUUUGACAGAACAAGACGCACGGUUUGGAAACAGAACAGAUCUAUUCAAGGAUCAGCUGGAACAAGGCAACUGGUCAAUUCUGAUCUCUGACCUCAGGGAGUCAGACCAGGAUGAAUAUGUGUGUUACAUUUACAAGAGAAUAACUGUGGGCUAUAAUCUGGAGCAAGCUGAUUUUAUCCAUCUCUCGCUAGCAGAGCGAAUUGAUACAGCUAGACUGAACACACCUGUACCAGGUCCUGGACUGUCUGGUGAUCAAAAAACUGCAAUUGCUUUUGCAGUUUUCUUUAUGAGCGUUUAUGUUGCUGUCAUAGCCAGUUCGUUAAUAAGACGUACCUGUAACAAAAAGCAGGUCAGCAGCACUCCAAAAGAAGCACCAAAUGAUGAUCCUUUGAGAGAGGUGAUCUGUACACAGAGCCUUGUGCCAACAGCGCCUGAGCAUCAGGAUGGAGCGUCUGGAGAACAAAAGCUUCUGGGGAACGGGGCUGUCCAGUACUGAGUUUUCACUGCACCGAGCCUGGCUCAGGGAGGGGGGGAAAUCAGCCCAGUGUUUUGGGGAUUAUUUCUGGUGGAAAGCCUGAGCUCAGAAUUGGGAUCAACAAUCGCUUGCCACCUUGCACAAAUAUUUCCAAGAUUGAGCUGCUCAGGAGAGAAAUACCAAAUUUUACAGUAUUUUAUACUAUAUUGUACCUGUGUUAUUACAGACUGUGUCCAAACCAGUCUCUGGGUUCACCUAUAGCUUUGCAAUCCUAACUCUACCCCAAUACUGAUCCUGUGAGAUAAUAAAUAAUUUCCUUAUUCUUAAUUACUAACUUGUUCCCAGUGUGAGUGAUGCUGCAAGGGCCCCAUUUAUUGUUCAUGCAAACUUGACCUACUGCAGUGGGGAACGUUUGAAGAGGCUUCAGAAACUCUCUGUAGCAGCAUCUAUUGGACAAAGCCAGGAACUACAUUAUUGCCAGCAACUGGUUUGUUGGCCAAAAACCAUUAAUUAUAUUUUCUAAUCAACCUGUUCAGAGAUAUUAUUUCACACCCCUGCAGCAGAUGAGAUUUUAGUGUGAUUCCUCACUCAAAGAUAGUGAUAAUACCACUACACAACAAUAACCUUUUGAAUCAUAUCUUGUUUAUUUGAAAUUUCUUUUUGAAAUCAAACAACUUCUUGUAUUUGCCAAUUGAUGUAUAGAUUGUUUUGUAAAUAUUUUAGUGUGAUUAUGUAUUUCCAUCUUCCACUGUCUUGCCUUGCUGCGUUUUGCUCCAAGCUGUAAUUAAAGAGCUGAUAUUAGGGGG